GGGGGCGGGAGUCUGAGGAAGACACUGCCCACAAAGACGCAUUUGAGACACCUUACGCUGAGGACAGCCAAAAGGAGGGACAGCAGUAACAUCUCUGUAGUCAUAUGUUUUAGGCAGUGCAGAGACGUGACGAGACUGAACCAUUUUAAGCCUUAGAUCAUUUAUACAAUAAAAUUAUGGAGGAAGAAACUCAUAAAUCUGAACCUGCUGUGGAGAAAACACAGUGUGACAAGAAUAACAACAACAAGAUUGUAGAUGCUGCACCAAAGGAAAACAUACUUGAAAAGACAGAAGAAGAAGAAGAAGAAGAAGAAGAAAAAACAAGCAAAGACCAGAUAGAAAGAGAGAUAGAGACAGAUGAGAGCAAGAAAGAUGGAGAGAGGGAAGAAGCAAAAUGUGUAGAUGAAAAAAGCCAACUUCAAACUGAAUCUCAGGAAGGUGAUGCUGAACAAGACGCACAAGAUAAGAGCAAGAAAGAUGGAGAGAGGGAAGAAGCAAAAUGUGUAGAUGAAAAAAGCCAACUUCAAACUGAAUCUCAGGAAGGUGAUGCUGAACAAGACGCACAAGAUAACUCAACUGAUAAUGCAGCUGCUGCCAGCACAAACAGUAAUGUAGGAACAGAGGAUGAGGCCAAGACAGAAAAACAAGAGGAAAGUGCGAAGAAAGAAGAAAACACAUCAGCUAAUAAUGAGGAAAAGGUGAAAGAGGCGGUACCGAAUAAAACAGAUAAGAAAAAAGCAAGCAAAGGCAAAGAUGCAGAUGUAAAAUCGGAUGUAAAUAAAAAGGGGAAAACAGAGGAGUUGGAAAAACCAGCAAAGAGGAAGCCUGGGCCGUCUGCUGCGUCUCUCGCCGCUCUGAGUCGGCCACGCCCCUCGGCCCGCUCCAUCCGCGCAUCGGCGAAAAAGGACCUCAUCGCCAAGUUCCAGCAAGGAGCGCCAGAAUCAGUCCCACGCAACUUCAAACUCCAGAAGUCUGCCACAGCUGGGGCCACAGGGGCUACAAUCAAGCAGAAAAUACUCCAGUGGUGCAUCAGCAAAACGCGCAAAUACGAGGGGGUGAACAUAGAGAACUUUUCUUCAUCCUGGUCUGAUGGGAUGGCGUUUUGUGCUCUGAUCCAUCGUUAUUUCCCUGAUGCUUUUGACUUCAGUUCCCUGAAUCCAAAAGAGAGAGAGAAGAACUUCACCCUGGCCUUUGAAACUGCUGAGAAAUUGGCUGACUGCUGCCCCCUUCUGGAUGUGUCUGAUAUGGUCAUGAUGGGAAACCACCCUGACCCCAUGUGUAUCUUCACCUAUGUCCAGUCACUCUGCCACAGCCUGUCCAAGAUAGAGAAGGAGAGGAAAGAUAAAGCAGAAAAAGAGAAAGCUGAUAAGAAGGAAGAAGAUGAACCACAAGAGGAAGCAGAGACAGAGGACAGUGAGAUCACAGAGAGCACAGAGGAGACCCAAGUUAUAAAUGAAAGUCAAGAGGAGACCGGCGAGAAGGAGGACGAUAUGUCGAAACGUGAAGAGACUGAUAUUCAGACAAUGGAGGAAGUGGAAUCCUAGAGUUAUUCAAAAUGUUCAAGACCAAAACGAUCUUGAUUUAUGCUAUGAGGUCUAAACUGCUGUAUUUUUAAGUUCGUAGACAAUAUUUCAUCAUGUGUGUUUUAUUCACUACAAUUGUAUGUUGAUUUUUGACACAAGUGUUUAAAACUGCUGUACUAUAGAACUGGUUGAAUGAGCUGAAGUAAAAUGAAGGUGAUACAGAUUUCUUAUAUAUUACAUUUGAUACAUGUAGUUGUGUGUUUUGUCACUUCACUGUGUUGACUUGUAAAUGCAAAUGUGAAAUGUUACUAUAUUAUUAAACUGAAUUGAAG
Messenger RNA from Periophthalmus magnuspinnatus, 1855 nucleotides. RefSeq names its product smoothelin-like 1 (gene smtnl1). The transcript is spliced from 5 exons. Bases 177 to 1544 code for a protein of 455 amino acids. Lineage: Eukaryota; Metazoa; Chordata; Actinopteri; Gobiiformes; Gobiidae. Gene Ontology annotation, molecular function: protein binding. Gene Ontology annotation, biological process: actin cytoskeleton organization. The record is from RefSeq and is a predicted model, not a curated record. Gene Ontology annotation, cellular component: filamentous actin; microtubule organizing center.